Juglans regia (Persian walnut) is the source of this 1437-nucleotide messenger RNA. RefSeq lists its product as uncharacterized. The transcript has 2 exons. Gene Ontology annotation, molecular function: RNA binding. Bases 159 to 764 code for a protein of 201 amino acids. Lineage: Eukaryota; Viridiplantae; Streptophyta; Magnoliopsida; Fagales; Juglandaceae. The record is from RefSeq and is a predicted model, not a curated record.
ACAGUCACGAUGGGUGGACUCCUCCUCUUAUGGACCCAGAAGCACGUGCGGCGAAGUCGUUAAGUCCUUCAACCCCGACAUCUCACAGCUCCGAACUCAGACGGAAAAUAGUACUCGGUGAUUGUGUCCGAGUAAAGUACUAGGCUGGUAAUCGAAUCAUGGGCCGAAACCGAAAGCGGGACAAACCCCAUCUCUCCCGCCAUGUCCCGACCUCUUCCCUCGCCAAACGGCUGCGUCCUAUGCCUCACCAUCCCCGCCAAGAAGAAGAGGAAGACGUCGUCGACAAGCCCAUCGCAAAGCCAGCUCCGGCGCCACCGCUUGUGGUGAUGGGGCUCCCCACGGACUGCUCUGUCCUUGACGUCAAGUCCCGAUUCGAAAUCUAUGGAUCCAUUUCCCGGAUCCGCAUCGACGGAGAUGGGUCCGCCCACGUCAUGUACCGUGCCAAGGACUCCGCCCAAGACGCCUUUGCCGCUGCCCAAGACCCUUCUUUGGGCAUCUCAUUUGAUUCCAAAAAAGUACAGGUAAUAUGGGCAACUGAUCCUCUUGCCCAAUGGAGGCAAGGAGUUGGGCUUGGAGGUAACAAGGAUAAUGGCUCAUCCUCGUCGAAGCUUUUGCGUGCCGAGGUACCUCUGCGCAGACAUGGUAGAGGUAAUAAACUUGCUUCAGCUAUAGUGAGCCCCAGGAGUAGUAAUGAUGGUCCUUCCAGUGUUUCAGAAGUACCUUUUAGAGGCCGAGAAAUCGUUGCCUAUGAUGAUAUUCUGUAAACAUACAAUUAGUGUAAGACUUAAUUUAUUUUCUAAUGAUUGAAUGGAUUUUAGGUCUAGUUAUAGGUAUAAUUUUAUGUAUAUCUAGUCCUGAAGCUGCUUGUAAGAAGGUUUUUGUUGUUUUGGAAUUGGCUUCUGGCUUUAUCAUGUUCUAAUAUUGCUUGUAAGUCUGUCCUACCUUAAAUUUGGCAUUUUCAUAUUUAAUAAUGUAAUUGUUAACAUGUUGACAAUGUUAAACCAUUUGGCUGAAUUUGAGUUGGAUGUUGAGAGUACCAAGCAUGGCAGGUUUCCAAGUUCAGCAAUUGUUCUGGCUUUGAGUGGGUUUUUCCCCAGAUAAUGUGAUUAGAAUUUAUUCGCUGAGGAUGGUCUGAAGGGACAUUGCUUUGACAGUGGCCGAGUGAGUGUUUGAUGAGUUGAGAAUUGGCGUUGCAAUCUGACGUGAAUUGUGGUCUAAAGUCUUAAUACUGGGUUCCUUGUUGUACAGUAAGAGUAGGCGGUUAACUUUUGAAGAAUGUUAUUCACUGUUAAAUUUUCAUUUGUUGGACGAUAGUCCUGUUUUGAAUGUGAAGGAUAUGGUUGGUUUCUUACUAUUACUUGGAUUCAUUAUGUUGGCAUUUGAUGAACUGUUGGAAUUCGAAAAAUGCAAUGGUUUUUGCUGGGAAAUCUCAUUGCU